Molecule: messenger RNA, 372 nt
Organism: Thelazia callipaeda (thelaziosis nematode)
Lineage: Eukaryota; Metazoa; Nematoda; Chromadorea; Rhabditida; Thelaziidae
Source: the annotation of a GenBank genome assembly
AUGCCUUCGAUAGUUUCUAAUAGCAAAGUAAGCACAUGGCCAACUAUCACUAUUGCUCCACCAAUAGUGCCUUCCCAGUACAAUGCCAAAAAUGCUGGUCGAAAAAAAACAAAUCCAGUUUGGAAUUUUUUCGUCGAUCUGAAGACUAAAGGACUGAGUGGUGUUCGAUGUCGUUAUUGUGACUGGAUAACAAACGAUCGUAGUCCAACGACGCUAAAAUUUCAUCUAAAACGUAAACAUGAUACGGGUCUGGGUGGUAUUUGGAACAUCGUCGAAGAACGCAUUGGUAUUAAUCACCUUCAGGGCCGAAAUCGUUUACUGAAAAAUGUAUCGUUUUUUAAUAAUUUUUGGAUUUUUUUUACGAUCCUAUAG